This is a messenger RNA of Phyllostomus discolor (pale spear-nosed bat), 1312 nucleotides long. It is a transcript of the gene CX3CR1, whose product is annotated as C-X3-C motif chemokine receptor 1. The transcript has 2 exons. Bases 172 to 1254 code for a protein of 360 amino acids. Gene Ontology annotation, molecular function: C-X3-C chemokine receptor activity. Gene Ontology annotation, biological process: G protein-coupled receptor signaling pathway; cell adhesion; chemotaxis. The record is from RefSeq and is a predicted model, not a curated record. Lineage: Eukaryota; Metazoa; Chordata; Mammalia; Chiroptera; Phyllostomidae. Gene Ontology annotation, cellular component: membrane.
AACAGGAAGUAAGAAGCGGAAGGAGAGUGUGGGGCUGCUCACGAUCAAGUGGAUGAGCCACGCAGGGCUGGCGCAGCAGGCUGAGCACAGCCCUCCACUGGGGACCAAGCAGUUCCUUCCACUGGCUGCAGAGGCCUGGAGGGCGGCCACACCUGCUCGUGUCUAGGAGCGAUGGCCCCCACCAUGCCCACCCUCUUGCCUGAAAUCGUUUCAGAAGCCUUUCAGUAUGAUGAGAGUGCGGAGGCCUGUAAUCUGGGGGACAUCGUGGGCUUCGGGACCACCUUCCUGCCCAUAGUGUACUCCCUCGUCUUUGCCUUUGGCUUGGUGGGAAACGUGCUGGUGGUGUUUGCCCUCACCCACAGCCGGAAGCCCAAGAGCAUCACCGACAUGUACCUCCUGAACCUGGCCUUGUCCGAUCUGCUCUUUGUAGUCACCUUGCCCUUCUGGAUCCACUAUCAGAUCAGGGACGAAGGCUUCCAUAACGCUGCGUGCAAACUCACUACCGCCUUCUUCUUCAUUGGGUUUUUUGGAGGCAUAUUCUUCAUCACCAUCAUCAGCAUCGAUAGGUACCAGGCCAUCGUCCUGGCCGCGAGCUCCAUGAACAACCGGACUGUGCAGCACGGCGUCGUCAUCAGCCUAGGCGUCUGGGGAGCCGCCAUUCUGGUGGCAGCACCCCAGUUCAUGUUCACAAAACUCACGGAGAACGAAUGCUUUGGGGACUACCCUGAGAUCCUGCAGGAUAUCUGGCCUGUGCUCCGAAACAUGGAAGUAAACAUUCUUGGCUUCCUGCUCCCCCUGCUAAUCAUGAGUUACUGUUACUUCAGAAUCCUGCGGACGCUGUUUUCUUGCAAGAACAACAAGAAGGCUAAAGCCAUUAAACUGAUCUUUCUGGUGGUCACCGUGUUUUUCCUCUUCUGGACACCCUACAACGUUAUGGUUUUCUUAGAGACGCUCAACCUCUACAACUUCUUUCCCAGCUGUAACAUGAAGCGGGAUCUGAAACUGGCCCUCAAUGUGACCGAGACGGUCGCGUUUGUCCACUGCUGUCUCAAUCCCUUUAUCUACGCAUUUGCUGGGGAGAAGUUCAGAAGGUAUCUCCACCACGUGUAUAGGAAAUGCCUGGCUGUUGUGUGCGGUGGUUCCGUCCACGACUCGUUCCCUGCUUCGGAAUCACAAAGGAGCAGGAGGGAAAGCGUGCUGAGUAGCAAUGCGACUUACUUCACCAGUGACGGAGAUGCGUCCAUUGCUCUCUGAAGAGAUCCCCAAAACCUUGUCCCUACAGACAGCCUGGGUCUCCUGAGUCUGACACUGA